Molecule: messenger RNA, 5327 nt
Organism: Sceloporus undulatus (fence lizard)
Lineage: Eukaryota; Metazoa; Chordata; Lepidosauria; Squamata; Phrynosomatidae
Gene: ACVR1B
Product: activin A receptor type 1B
Exons: 9
Coding region: 82-1641 (519 amino acids)
Biological process (GO): protein phosphorylation; activin receptor signaling pathway; nervous system development
Cellular component (GO): activin receptor complex; plasma membrane
Molecular function (GO): ATP binding; activin receptor activity, type I; activin binding
Source: RefSeq, a predicted model, not a curated record
CGCUUAGUGUCUGGUUGUCUCCCGCCGCCGCCGCUGCCAGCCCCGUCGUCUCUGUGUGUCUGUGAGCCGGGUCUUGUGGCCAUGGCGGGGGGUCGGUCUGGCGCGGCUCCCCGCCCUUCUGGCCCUUCCUUCUUCCCUGUGCCGUGUCCCCUUGGGCUGGCGGCGCUGACGCUGCUGUCGCUGGCGGUGCUGGGGAGCCACCGAGGGGCCCAAGCUUUAUUGUGUUUGUGUUCGGACUGCAAUGAAGCCAACGCCACAUGUGAAACAGACGGUGCCUGCAUUGUCUCCAUAACAAAUGUGAAUGGGCUAAAGCAUCAUGUCCGAACAUGUAUCCCUAAAGGAAAGCUGAUUCCUGCUGGAAAACCCUUCUUUUGCCUGAGUUCAGAAGAUGUGCGCAACACACACUGCUGCUACUCAGAUUACUGUAAUAAAAUUGAUCUCUUGGUACCUAGUGGUCAUCGAAAAGACGACGAUACUCCUCCUGGAUGGGGACCUGUGGAGCUGGUGGCUGUGAUUGCAGGACCAGUCUUCCUUGUGUUCGUCAUUAUACUCAUAGUGGUUUCUGUUUUUCACCAUCACCAACGAGUAUACCACAAUCGUCAGCGUUUGGACAUGGAGGACCCAUCUUGUGAGAUGUGCCUAUCCAAGGACAAAACUCUGCAAGAUCUAGUAUAUGAUCUAUCUACCUCUGGCUCUGGUUCAGGUUUGCCUCUCUUUGUCCAGCGCACUGUGGCUCGAACUAUAGUCUUGCAAGAAAUCAUUGGCAAAGGUCGUUUUGGGGAAGUGUGGCGUGGUCGAUGGCGUGGUGGUGAUGUAGCUGUGAAAAUCUUCUCUUCACGAGAAGAACGCUCCUGGUUCAGGGAAGCAGAGAUCUACCAGACUGUCAUGUUGCGCCAUGAGAAUAUUCUGGGAUUUAUUGCUGCAGACAACAAAGAUAAUGGCACUUGGACUCAAUUGUGGUUGGUCUCUGAUUACCAUGAGCAUGGCUCUCUAUUUGAUUAUCUCAACCGAUAUACUGUAAACAUAGAAGGGAUGAUUAAAUUGGCUCUGUCUGCUGCCAGUGGACUAGCACAUCUGCACAUGGAGAUUGUUGGUACCCAAGGAAAGCCUGGGAUUGCACACCGAGACUUGAAAUCCAAGAAUAUACUAGUGAAGAAGAAUGGAACAUGUGCCAUUGCAGACCUGGGUCUAGCUGUCCGCCAUGAUUCUGUUACUGAUACAAUUGACAUUGCUCCCAAUCAGAGGGUUGGAACCAAACGUUACAUGGCCCCUGAAGUUCUUGAUGAAACUAUAAACAUGAAACAUUUUGAUUCGUUUAAAUGUGCUGAUAUCUAUGCCCUGGGCCUAGUUUACUGGGAAAUUGCUCGCAGAUGUAACUCAGGAGGUAUUCAUGAAGAAUAUCAGCUCCCAUAUUAUGAUCUUGUGCCCUCUGACCCUUCCAUCGAAGAAAUGAGAAAGGUUGUAUGUGACCAGAAGCUACGGCCCAACAUUCCCAAUUGGUGGCAGAGUUAUGAGGCUUUGCGUGUAAUGGGAAAAAUGAUGCGAGAGUGCUGGUAUGCUAAUGGGGCAGCACGGUUAACAGCCUUGCGCAUCAAGAAAACUCUUUCUCAGCUCAGCGUCCAGGAAGAUGUGAAAAUUUAACCUGCAAGCCCCAUCCAGAGGAAACUGCACAAAAGCUGCCAUGCUAGGACUGAUAUAUGGUGAAGAAGGCCUACCUCGUAUUUCUGUACAGCCUGCUGCUAUCAACUGGACAACAUGGUUUGCAGGUGGUUAGUUGAGGAAGGUGGACUUCAUAGACUAAGCUCUCUUCCUGGUUCAGGAGUGAACUGCAUCUUUUUCUAGCCAUCUCUUGAGAGUGUGAAGAGGGGAUGGUAUAGGUGGAUGUUGGCCACAACUGCAACCUUUGUUUCUCUGGAGGAAAUCCCUGUAAAUUCUAGUGACAUGCUGGUUGGGGAAAUCCUUCUGGCUUGGGAGAGGAAAUGACAGAAAGGUGUGUGUGGGAAGAGGGAGGUUCUUAUGGACUGGACAUGUACCCACACGUCUUGUGUGCGCCCUUGUCUGUCCAUGUGAAGUGCUUGGCCCUUUUCUAGCUUGACAGAUCAGAAGCCGGCGCAGCUAUUAGUCUUCAACAAUGUGUGCAUGUGCGAAGGUACGUGUCCCUGUGCCUCCUAGGUAUGUAUUGUGCCCGCUUGUGCUCCUGUGCAUGUGAAAAGUGUAGUGACCCCUUGUAAUGUGCAGGUGCUCUUGCCCUCUUCUUCCACUAGUUGAACAUUAGCAAUCUGUCUUCUCACCAGGGGAGAGAGAGUGGUGUGCCCUGCCAGUUGUGAGACCUAUGGGGGCACUACACAAAUUGUCUCACUGCCAUCCCUCCCUUCCUUUGCAAAGCAGGAAAAAGAUUUUGUUGUUAUUUAGUUGCAAGGUUCCCUUGGAACAAUAAUGCCAGGCUGUAGCCAUUGUCUGGCAACCAGAGUGAUCUACAGAAGGACUGAACGUCAUCUGAAAUUGGUGCUGGUCCCACUGUAAAGGAUGUAAGGCAAAAGAAGGGCAAGGGAAAGAGACUGCCCCUGAUAGGAGCAUUGUCCUUCCAUUUCUCAAGGUGCCUUUGGCAGAGCAAUUCUAGCAUUUUAAAUUUCUCAAGAUGAAGCCAGAAUAGGAAAAUAUGCUUUCAGAGACUUUAAGAUUUGCUCAUUGAGGAAUUAUGACUACCAUUUUUAGUGUGUGUGUGUGUGUGUGUGUGUGUGUGUGUGUAAAUAUACACACACACACACACAUAUAUAUAUAUACACAUAUAUAUAUGGUCUCCCAUAUUAUAGGAGUGACUUUAGAGUCAUUCGGGGAAGAGGGUGGGGAAAAGUUGGGAAAGGAUUAAUUGCAUGCGUUUUCUUUCAAUUAAAUGAUCAGGGUGUAGUAAGACUAAUUUGGCUGUCCCAUUUGUGUUAGGAACAGCCUGAGAGACUGUAUUAUGUUGCAAAUAAUGCAUUAAAACUCCAUUGUGUGUGGAUUGGGUUGGGUGUUUGUGGUAGAUAUCUCCUGAAGCCAUAAUUUUUAACUGGAGUGAUUUGAUUAAUUUUGUUUAAUUCUUAUUUUAAUGGGUGGGUCUGAAUUUUAACUUUUUUUACUAUUCUUUAUAAGAGAAGUAAAAUUCAUAAUUACCUCUCAUUCUGUUUAUAAAGAAAUCACUGCAAAAAAUCUGAAAAAAUGCACACAGCUCAAUUUUACACUGGAACUGUUUCUACUCAAAUCAUGAACCCUGAUGUCUGAGAGGAGGUGUCUCCACUCUGAGUCAGGAUGUUUUUAAGAAUAUAUAACAUUCUGUGUCUGCAGUCUGUGUUUGUGUGGAUGUUUGUCUUAAUGUGUACUUCUCCCCACCCCGCCCUGAGCCCCUUUUCUUAUGUCCUCAACUGUGGAAGUGUGUGAGGCUGAAGAGUCACGUAGCGUAUUGUCAAUUUUACAUUCUUCGUUUGGUUUGAAACAAGCUGUUGUUUCCUCCCAGGGUGUGUUUCGAAAAUCUCAGGUGCUACCAUUCAUGGAAGGAGAUACAGAGUUUGUGCCUCUGAUUGUAAAACAUGCCUUCCUCGGUGAAUUGUUUUGAUAAUUUCUGAGCCAGAGGGUACCACACACUUCCUGCAAAGGGACACAGCUGAAGCAAAAUCAUUCAUCCAUUUCAUGUCUAAGAAAAAAACGAAAACUUGAAGUUUCUCUGGAUUGCGCAUAUAAAUGAGAAAUGGUUUGUGUAUUUGGUUUAUGACACUGGAAAUUUUUCGAAGUACCUAAGAGAUUUAAAUCAGGUGAAGUGGUGAUAGGACAUUCAUGUGCUCAUAAUUACAUUGUUGAACACUCCUUUGUUUAAAAUAAAAUAUCUAAAGAGCUAUUGCACUUUUAAAAGUCCUUGGUGUUAAUGGUUUGAAGAAAUAGGAAAGUAGUAGGGGCUGAGAAAUUAACUUGGGUCUGAAAGGCUCACCUUUCUCUUAGGCACAUUCUUUUUGAGCUUUCCCCCCUCCAAGACAUUAAUAAUUUUUGAAAUCAUCUGUCAUGUUUCUGACUUGUGCUCUCUUCCCAUGAUAUUGUAAGUGUACAACCUAGAGGUAGAUUCUCUGGCUAGACUGAAGGAUGCAUCCAUUUAAACUCAGGUUCUUCCUACAUGCCAGCUAGCCAGGCAAGAGUCUAAAUAUUUUUUUCAGUUAUGCUUCCAGAUAAAGGCAAUUUGAAUGUGCGUGCAAUUCAUCUAAUUGAUGUCUUGAAACAACUUGCUACUCACAUGUAUGAGUGCACACACAUUGUCUAUAUAGAUUUGUUGUCACCUGUUAUUUCCUCUGCUGCAUUGCAUCUAAGAGAUGCAGUCAGUAUCACAGAUACUUGCUGUUAGUAUAAAGGAUUUAUCCAUAUGCACAACUAGUCUUUGAGAGAGGGAUGAUCUCUGUGUCUUUUUGGAUCACUCCUUCUCCAAAGAGCUUUGGAGCAGAAACACAGGCAUCAAUUUGGUCACUCCCAGUCUGCAACCCUAUCAAGAAAAGCAAGACAGCUAAAGGAAAAGUGUUAUAAAGGCACCAGGGCAUUUCCACACGGGCAUGGGAUGGUGCUCAUUUAGGACAUGUCUUUAUUCCGACAUGAAAUAGAGGCAUGUCCAGUGACAAGUGGGAGUUAGCUGUAGGGUAAAACCCAAUUGUGUUAGUCAUUGCAUGGUUUUCCCUUCUAAAUAUAAGUAAAAUAAAUAUAAAAAAUUAAGAGAUAUACAUAAUUUUGCAGCUAUCAGCCAAAAUCAUUUUAAACACUAACCAAGGGUAUCUGAGAGAAUAACAAAACAAUAGCCAUAGCUAAAAAACAAAAUAAUAUUUAUUUAUUUUUAGUUAAAUAAUCACAGUAACCCAAUGUCAUGAAGUGGAAUUCCAGUUUUGGAUUCAUUUGAGAAACAACAAAGUGGAUCUUAUCUUGGCAUCCUACAAUGGAAGAGUCUGGCAGUAUCAAAUUUCCAAGGGAAAAAAGAGUUCAUUUAAUCUUUUUCAAAUUUAGAUGAUGGAAGGUGUGGGUUCUUGGCAGGUAGCACACUGGCUUCAGAAUAAAUAGUUAUUGGUACUAUUGUCUGUCUCUUCUCCAACUCCUUUCUUCCCUCUUUUGUCAUCCUGUCCCUGGCUCCUACUUGACCUUCAUAUUUGUUUCAGGUUUUGUACGUUUUAUUAGAAAAAGACUGUAAAAUAGCCACUUAGACACUUUACCUCUUCAGUAUGCAAAUGUAAAUACAUGUAAUAUAGGAAAGAUCUUUUGUUUUAAUAUAAGAAAGAGGCUGUCCAAUUUUCUGUUGUACAUUAUUAAAGGUUUGUUUUUAUUCA